Molecule: messenger RNA, 683 nt
Organism: Musa acuminata subsp. malaccensis (wild Malaysian banana)
Lineage: Eukaryota; Viridiplantae; Streptophyta; Magnoliopsida; Zingiberales; Musaceae
Product: small ribosomal subunit protein eS26y
Biological process (GO): translation
Cellular component (GO): ribosome; cytosolic small ribosomal subunit
Molecular function (GO): structural constituent of ribosome; mRNA binding
Source: RefSeq, a predicted model, not a curated record
ACGGCAGCACUAUAUAUUUUCUCCUCCUUGCGACGUGGCCCGUCUCGCAUUCUCCCAAACCCUAACGAGGUCCGAGUGGGCGGCGACGAUGACUUUCAAGCGCAGGAAUGGUGGACGCAACAAGCAUGGCCGCGGCCACGUUAACUUCAUCCGCUGCUCCAACUGCGGCAAGUGCUGCCCCAAGGACAAGGCCAUCAAGAGGUUUCUUGUGAGGAAUAUAGUGGAGCAGGCUGCCGUGAGGGAUGUGCAGGAGGCCUGUGCCUAUGAUGGGUACACUCUGCCAAAGCUAUAUAUCAAGAUGCAGUACUGUGUCUCUUGUGCAAUCCACUCCAAGGUUGUGAGGGUGAGGUCUCGCACUGACAGGAGAAACCGUGAGCCACCACAGCGCUUCAGACGCCGGGAUGAUCUGCCGAGGCCUGGGCAAGGACCUCGUCCGGCCGGAGCUGGAAAUCCACCUCGGCCAUGAUGCAAGAAUUAUCUUUUGCGACAUUAUAGUAGUUUUUCUUUUAGACUAGAUCCUACGACUAGUAUCAAGUACCAAGUGACUUGUUUAUGGGAAAUCAAUUAGAACCUUAAUUUGUAGUAAUGGUUUCAUUUUCUUGUUUCGAAUAGAAAUAUGUUAUUGGCAAACUAGUUAUUAAUGAUGUUAUCCAAGUAUGUGCUUUUGCCAGCACUCUUUUCAA